AUGGCACCUAAGGUAGACGAAAAAGCGGCUGAUAAGGUCGAGAAGUUCUACAUGAAUCGCGCUGGCAAAAGAGUAGAGGUUGACAUGAAUCAUCUACGCAAACCCCACACUUUAGAACCCCGGAAAUUCCCCAUGGAUCAGAAUCCGUUGGUUAUGGGCGGUGAUCACAGACCUUCGGCAGAGCCAAGUGCCAGAAGUUCGAAGGAGACCGAAAAUUAA
Messenger RNA from Lachancea nothofagi CBS 11611, 219 nucleotides. The record is from the annotation of a GenBank genome assembly. NCBI's taxonomy places the organism in Eukaryota, Fungi, Ascomycota, Saccharomycetes, Saccharomycetales, Saccharomycetaceae.